CAAUAUCAAUCUCCCGAAUUGGAUGUUCAUACGAAUUAAAAAUUAAUAAUUGGCAAGCGUAUUACUCGUGUUCAUUUGUGUGGGGGAAAAAGGGUGUAUAUGUAGAAGUUGGAAAAACGAGUGACACUUUCUUUUUUAAACACAAACUUAUCUAAUUUGUGUUUGUAAUUGCGUAUUUAUUAAUUUUCUGUUUACCAAUAAUAAAACGAUAAUGUGCAAUCGUUAAAGUUUUAUUUAAAUUUUUUAACGCGAGACGACGAACAGCGAAUUUCGAUUGUCAACGUUGACACAGACAUUUCAUACAUUAUCUCUUUUAUGUCGAAAUUUUUAAGAAAGAAAGUAAAUAAUCUGAAAGUGAAAGUGAUAAAGGAGCACCGUACUUAACUUUUUUUCUCAGUACUUGUUGUAUUUUACACGAAAAGAGGUUAGAGUACAAGACGUUGACUCGACAAUUUUCUUACGUUUACUAGGGAUUUUCGCAAUAUAGCGUUACGAACAAGCAAGUUGAACAGAGGUUGAACAGCUGAUGCUUCGUCGACACCGGCGAAAUGUCAAAGUCUAGGCAAAUUACACUGCGUGUGCAAUCUUCAGAGGGAACAAAACGCAUAGAUGUAAAUCCUUCUGACACAAUUUCUCAGUUGUUUGAAGAGGUUUUCAGUGCUUUUGAAUUAAACAGCUUUGGGUUUGGACUUUACAGACAACGAAAUCACAAAGAUGAAAUCAUAUCUACUCGCAGUAGAACAGUUUCAGGGAUAGGUCUUUCUCACGGGGAUAUGUUAUAUUUAGCUCCCCUUAAUGGAACACAAUUGUGGAGCACUCCGUCAACUAGUAACACUUCAAAUGAUCUUUCACAAGACUCAGGACCAAUGGAUACAACAGAAGUAGCAAGCCGCAGUGUCACUGUGUCUCGAUCCGUACCAAAUGUAAAUGUAACCGAAGAUGAAGUUGACGAACAAUUACGAAAACUUGAUGGUAAAAUACAGAGAAAGCGCGAUGAAAAGCUAUGUCGACACGGUCCAAAUGGAUGCUGUGUUCAUUGUUCUCCGUUAGAACCUUUCGAUGAAGUUUAUCUGAAAGAACAAAACAUAAAACAUUUAUCAUUUCAUGCGUAUCUGAAGAAAUUCACUGCCGGUGGUGAUAGAGGGAAGUUUAUACAAUUAAAUGACAUAAGCUGCCGUGUAAAGACUGGUUGUAAAGAUCAUCCACCUUGGCCUCGAGGUAUCUGUAGUAAAUGUCAACCAAGUUCCAUUACGUUAAAUCGUCAAACCUAUCGGCACGUGGACAACGUCAUGUUUGAGAAUCCAAGUUUAGUUGAACGUUUUUUAAAUUACUGGCGCAACACUGGCCAUCAACGUAUCGGAUAUUUGUAUGGAAAAUACGAGAUGCAUACAGACGUUCCAUUAGGAAUCAGAGCUGUCGUCGCAGCUAUUUAUGAGCCACCACAGGAAAGUACAAAAGACACUAUACGACUUUUACCGGACGAUAGAAAAGCGUUAGUCGAUGAACUGGCUCAAUUACUUAAUCUAAGAAAAGUUGGAUGGAUUUUUACGGAUCUUAUAGCCGACGAUAUCAAGAAGGGAACGGUGAAACACGUACGAAAUAUAGAAAGUCACUUUUUAUCUGCUCAAGAGUGCAUUAUGGCUGGGUAUUUUCAAAAUGAACACCCAAAUCCAUGUCGUUUUUCUCCUAGUAAUUAUUUUGGCUCAAAGUUUGUUACCGUUUGCGUUACUGGCGAUGAUAAGAAUCAAGUUCACAUGGAAGGUUAUCAAGUAUCUAAUCAAUGUAUGGCGUUAGUGCGGGAUGGCUGUUUGGUUCCUACGAAAGAUGCGCCAGAAUUGGGCUAUGUAAUUGAAUCAUCAGAUAAACAGUAUGUUCCGGAUGUUUUUUAUAAGGAAAAAGACUCGUAUGGAAAUGAAGUGUCAAGGCUAGCAAGACCUUUGCCAGUAGAAUAUUUAUUGGUAGACGUACCUGCAUCUACUCCACUUACUCCACAAUUUACCUUUUAUGUUAGCGAUAAUAUUACUCCAUUUCCAAUUGAAAAUAGGCUCGUCGAUGGACAAGUUCAGGAAUUUAGUUCACUUUGUUCUUACAUGCAACAAUUUAAUCAAGAUGAAUUUCUAGAAGCAGCUUCAGACUUCCAUUUGUUACUGUUUAUCGCAACAAUGGAUAUGUUACCAAUGAAGGACCAUAUGACACCGUUAUUAGAAGCAGUUCGUAAUAAAGAUAAAGAAAAAGCAAUAGAAUGGGCAAGAUCUGAACAUUGGGCAACAGUUGAACAACUUAUCUCUGCAACUACAGCGUCUACAUUGCAUUCGUCACAGUCAUCCAUUGAUAGCAAUUCAAGAAUGUCAUCUCCUGUACUGGUAGGGGGAAGUGGAAUAGGAGUUGGUACAGAACCAAUGGCAAAUCCACCUCCCGAUCAAACACUCUGGACAUGUUCUCAUUGCACUUUUCUCAAUGCAGCAGAUUUUGCAAUGUGCGAAAUAUGUGGUUUGCCAAGGAUUUGACGCAUACUGUGUCCUUGCGGAUAUAACAAUUGUUUUCUACACAUCUUUGGCCUUAUUUAUGAGUGAAUAAAAGAGAAAAAAGUAUUUUUGA
Messenger RNA from Osmia lignaria (orchard mason bee), 2598 nucleotides. It is a transcript of the gene Npl4, whose product is annotated as nuclear protein localization 4. NCBI's taxonomy places the organism in Eukaryota, Metazoa, Arthropoda, Insecta, Hymenoptera, Megachilidae. The record is from RefSeq and is a predicted model, not a curated record. Gene Ontology annotation, molecular function: ubiquitin protein ligase binding; ubiquitin binding. Gene Ontology annotation, biological process: ubiquitin-dependent protein catabolic process. Gene Ontology annotation, cellular component: nucleus.